AUGAAUUCAAUACUGCCUCCUAUAGAUCGAAUGUCCUCUUCGUUACAAGCUAUUACUUAUGCUACUGUUCAGGCAGCCGUAACUACACUUAUAUGCGUUUUGCCUCUUUAUUUUUAUAAUGUAUAUAUGUUACAUUCGCCGAAGCCAUUAUACUAUGCGCCAUAUUUGGCCUCCUACACGCUGUUGUUGUUAUACAUUUUUCUGUUGUUGUUCUUCUGA
Messenger RNA from Brugia pahangi, 219 nucleotides. The record is from the annotation of a GenBank genome assembly. NCBI's taxonomy places the organism in Eukaryota, Metazoa, Nematoda, Chromadorea, Rhabditida, Onchocercidae.